Messenger RNA from Diversispora eburnea, 1497 nucleotides. NCBI's taxonomy places the organism in Eukaryota, Fungi, Glomeromycota, Glomeromycetes, Diversisporales, Diversisporaceae. The record is from the annotation of a GenBank genome assembly.
AUGUCAAGUAUUUCUUUCACCUCAAGUAACAAAUUAAGUCGAGAAGACUAUCGUCGUCAAAAAGAUCUUGAAGCAGCAAGAAAAGCCGGGACAGCUCCUGCUGAACAAGAUGAAGAAGGAAAAGAUAUUAACCCUCAUAUUCCGCAAUAUAUAGCCAAGGCACCAUCUUCAACCAAAUUUCGAAAAGGUGCAUGUGAAAAUUGUGGAGCAAAGACACAUAAAACAAAUAAUUGUAUGGAACGUCCAAGGAAAUUAGGAGCUAAAUGGUCAGGACAAAAUAUACAGCCUGAUGAAAUUAUUCAAGAAAUCGAAUUAGAUUAUGAUUCGAAAAGAGAUCGAUGGAAUGGUUAUGACGCUUCUGAGCAUGCUAAAAUUUAUGAUGAAGCUCGCCGUAAAUUAAAGGCAAGUGAGCUUGACAAACAGAGUACUACAGAACUAGUAAAGAAAACUGGUGAGCGUAACACUGGAGAAUUUUCUAGUGAUGAAGAAGUGGAUGAUGAAGACAAAUAUGCGGAAACAUCAGAUAUGCCUGGACAAAAAGUUAAUACCAAAACAAGAACUACAAUUAGAAAUUUGAGAAUUCGGGAAGAUACAGCCAAGUAUUUGAGAAAUUUAGAUAUUGAUUCUGCAUACUAUGAUCCUAAAACUCGAUCGAUGCGUGAUAAUCCAACCAAAGAUGACAAUCCGGAAGAUGUUGCUUUUGCUGGGGAUAAUUUUGUGAGAUAUAGUGGGGAUGCACCAAAAAUGGCAAAUUUGCAACUUUUCGCCUGGCAAGCAUAUGAAAAGGGUACCGAUGUUCAUUUACAAGCAAAUCCUACCCAAGGAGAAUUAUUGCAUCGUGAAUACCUUCAGAAAAAGGAAAAACUAAAAGAUUCCAGUAAAGAUUCAAUUUUGGCAAAAUAUGGGGGAGAAGAACAUUUAAAUGUACCUCCAAAAGAAUUACUAUUAGCUCAAACUGAGAAUUACGUGGAAUACUCUAGAACAGGAAGAGUUAUUAAAGGUCAAGAAAGAGCCAAAGCUAAAUCAAAAUAUGAAGAAGAUGUUUUCCUUAAUAAUCAUACCUCGGUCUGGGGUUCAUAUUGGGCCGAUGGAAAUUGGGGUUACAAAUGUUGUCGAUCAUUCAUUAAAAAUUCAUAUUGUACAGGAUAUGAAAAGAAAUCUCUUUUAGAUAUGCAUACAGAAAAAAUUGAAAAGAAGAAAUAUAAUUUAAAUGCGGAUAAUGUGAGUGAAGAUGCAAACAAACAUCUUAAACGUAAAAAUCUUGGAGAAGGUGAUAUUCAAUUAGACAAGAAGAAAUUAAGGAAAGCGUUAGAAGAUGAAGAGAAACGAAAUAAAAGUUUACCGGAAACGGAUGAUCGAAAGCGACCUUAUAAUAGUGCCUAUAUGAAUCAAAAGGAUAAAUCUAAUAGUGAAGUGACAGAAGAAGAAUUGGAAGCCUAUAGAUUGAAAAAACAAUCAUAUGAAGAUCCCAUGCGAAAUUAUUUUGAUAAAAAAUAA